UGACUAAAACUCUUCAAAAGGUACACCCAAUACAGAGGAUACGUAGGCCUCCACAUAUUCAAACCCCCUCCUCUCUCUCUCUCUCCCCCCAAGACUUGGCCUUGCUUUGAUUUGUUUUGUUUUAUUGUUGUUGAUUGAUUUUCAGCAUUCAACAGCAGGCAGCUUCACCACCCUUUCAUAGAAAACAAAAUGAGCUUUCACCUCACAAACUAAAAUAAAUAAAUAAAAUUAAAAAAAAAAAAAAGAAACAAACAAAAGGUGGUAGUGGUAGAUGCAUGAGCCACCACCACACCAACACAAACUUGUUGAAAACUCUCAUCUUUCUUAUUUCUCCCUUCCGUUCUUUCCUCACUCUUUCUCUUAUUUCACCACCAUCUCCUUUCCUUGAUCCUUCUCAUAACACCUAAGGAUCCUGAGUUUUUUUUUUAACCUUUCUUUUUGUUCUUUUAUCAGAUUUUAGGUUCAACCUUAAUAAAAUUGUCUUUCUCUCUCUGUUUUCCUCGGUUUCUGCGCUGUCCCGACUACCACCUUUUCUUUCUCCUUUCUCAGGAGCAUAGAUAAAGGGAUAAAUGCAAAGCUAAACCAUUGGUCACUGAUUGAAGCAUUGCCAAAUGGUGAGCUUACGCAGACGCAAGCUCCUGGGACUCUGCUCUGGGACGAGUUCCUUUUUUACUCCACUUUCUAGAUUUUUCGAUAAUGGUAAUGCCCCUGGAAAUUCAAGUCAGAGUGCAAAAUUGGUCACUGUGCAUCCAAUGCCCUCAGAUCCCAUCCACAUGAAUGGGAAAAGCAUUCCUAAGGUUGCUUCUGGAUCACCGAAUGUCUCCGGCUCCGGCUCAUCAAAAGAGCAUCAUAAUCAACCUUUUCCUGGGCAACCGAUCAAACGCAGGAAGCGACACAGGAGGAAGCAUGUUCAAAACCAAGAACAAUGUCUAAUGAGGGGUGUAUACUUCAAAAAUAUGAAAUGGCAGGCUGCAAUAAAAGUUGACAAGAAACAAAUUCACUUGGGAACAGUUGGUUCACAAGAAGAAGCUGCCCAUUUAUAUGACAGAGCGGCAUUCAUGUGUGGAAGGGAGCCGAACUUUGAACUCUCAGAGGAAGAGAAGCAAGAGCUUAGGAAAUUCAAGUGGGAAGAGUUUUUGGCAUAUACUCGGCGAUCAAUUACAAAUAAAAAAUACAAGCGAAGGCUCGGGAAGGUGGAACCACAGAAGAGAUCUGAACCUGCAAUGGAGAACAGCGAGUGGGACAACAAACAAGGAGUGAAUAGCUUCUCAGCUUCAGAAGAGUUCGGGCCAGACUCGUCAGCCUCAUAAAUGAUUCGAGAGUGUUAGUGAGGCUAAACCAAUAGCUUUAGCAGUUAAAUUUAGAGUUGCAGGGUCUCUCCAUUUUUGGGUAUUUUUCUGGUAUAAAAUUGGUUGCACCAUUAUAUCGCCCUCACGAAAUCACCAUUGUUGCUGUCCCCCAUGUAUCUGCAAAUUGCAGAAAUCGGGGGAAAAAACAUGUUUACUAGGAAGCAUCAAAAAUCUUUUAUUAGUCGUAGUUAUGCCAAUUUCCAUCUUUUAUCUCUAUGUUUCCAUUAGCUAGACCUGGUAAUAUGAAGGCAUGUAUGUAGCAUAUAUUCAACAAAACUCAAAAUGAACUGGAAAACCCGAAAUAAUUAAAUAAAGUAUGUAUCAAUUCAAUUGAAA
This is a messenger RNA of Gossypium arboreum, 1685 nucleotides long. Its product is annotated as ethylene-responsive transcription factor-like protein At4g13040. The transcript has 7 exons. Gene Ontology annotation, molecular function: DNA-binding transcription factor activity; DNA binding. Gene Ontology annotation, biological process: regulation of DNA-templated transcription. Bases 612 to 1310 code for a protein of 232 amino acids. NCBI's taxonomy places the organism in Eukaryota, Viridiplantae, Streptophyta, Magnoliopsida, Malvales, Malvaceae. The record is from RefSeq and is a predicted model, not a curated record.